Pelecanus crispus (Dalmatian pelican) is the source of this 607-nucleotide messenger RNA. The record is from RefSeq and is a predicted model, not a curated record. Lineage: Eukaryota; Metazoa; Chordata; Aves; Pelecaniformes; Pelecanidae.
GAACAUCGUGCUGGCAUCCCAUCUGAAGCCCCUAGAGAAAAAGGACAAGAUGGGUGAGAGGAGGAACGUGCUGUGGAAUCCCUGUGCAGCCCACGCCAAGGCCCCGCAAGCCAGUGACAUGGAAAUACCCCAGGAACUGGAUCAACUGCCUGGAACCUCUGCCGAAUUUUACAGAGAUUGGCGCAGAUGCUUAAAAAGCGGAAAAGAAAAAUACCAGCUUUUGCUUGAACUCGGAGGGAAGGCCUUGGGCAGAAUCUUUCAGGCUGACGUGGGCUUUGGCCUCCUGGGUGAAUUCCUUACGGUGCUGGCAGAGAACGCCUGUCAUGAAGACAGAGAUGCCAUCCUUCAGAUCUUACAGAGCCUUUCGGGCACCAAGCGCUUCGGGUUAAACGUGGAUCUUCUGAGCGAGUUGGAGAAGGAGAGCAGCAGGGAUUUGUUUAGGAAGCUGAGGAGCAUGAGCAGGGAUUACUGGACCACUGGCCAUCCCAGUGGCCUAGCCAGCUGCAAAGCAGAGAGGGAAGCCCCCAUCAUGAACACCAGCCUGCAAAAGGAAGUCGAGGAGGAAAGGAUAGUGAUGGAGCUGAUGAAAUGUUACCAGGUCAACUGA